Caenorhabditis remanei is the source of this 942-nucleotide messenger RNA. RefSeq lists its product as uncharacterized. The coding region runs from base 1 to 942 and encodes 313 amino acids. Gene Ontology annotation, cellular component: cytoplasm; nucleus. The record is from RefSeq and is a predicted model, not a curated record. Gene Ontology annotation, biological process: signal transduction; peptidyl-serine phosphorylation. Gene Ontology annotation, molecular function: ATP binding; protein serine/threonine kinase activity. The transcript is spliced from 6 exons. NCBI's taxonomy places the organism in Eukaryota, Metazoa, Nematoda, Chromadorea, Rhabditida, Rhabditidae.
AUGGAUAAAACUCUCGACGUUUCGAAUUUGUCUCCUGGCACUCAGGUCUAUAAGUGGACAAUCGACAAGAAAAUUGCACAGGGUGAUUUCAGCUAUAUUUAUGCGUGUAAUACACCAAACAACAUGCCUAAUAAUAAACAGUUUGCAUUGAAAUGUGAAAGUGCACAGAGUCCGUUGCAGAUGCUGAAAGUGGAGGCGUUUGUGUUGCAGAAGAUAUCUAAAAAGAACUCUCGUCAUUUCUGUGAUAUCGAAGAUAUUGGAAAGUUCCAGAACAUACAUUACAUUGUCAUGCAUAUGGUUGGAAGGGCUCUUGUGGACUACAUAAAGACAUCGAGCACUGGAACAAUCUCGGUCAACUGCGCCUUGAGUGUCGGAAUUCAAAUAGUCGAAGCCCUUGAAGACCUUCAUAUGUGUGGAUACAUUCAUCGAGAUCUCAAACCGUCGAACAUUUGUUUCGGACGGAAAGAUCGUGGAGAAGUCGGAAAAAUGUUUCUGUUGAGUUUUGGAAUUGCGAGAAAGUACAAUCAAAUCCGAAAGCCACGUGAGCACGUGGAAUUCCGUGGAACCGUAAGAUACGCCUCUCUGAAUUGCCAUCAAUUCCAGGAACUGAGCCGUAAAGAUGAUCUAGAAUCGACUCUUUAUGUUCUCGUUGAGAUGAUAACUGGAUAUCUUCCAUGGAAAGGACUUCCAGAUGUCCUAAAUGUUGUGAGAGUCAAACAGCAAAGUCGUCAGCAACCAGGCAUUUAUCAGUUCUUAAAAGGGGCGUGUCCAGUGGACGAGUUGAGAGAAAUGAUGAUGCUCAUUGAUUCAUACACUUAUUUCUCGAAUCCAGAUUAUACAAGUAUUUAUAAUAUUCUUCGCCGUGCAAUGCGUCGUAAUCCACAACCAGAACACCCGUAUGACUGGGAGCAGGGAGGGACAAACUCACUCUGUGAUUUGUGA